CUCACAUAUAUAAAGUAAGUACACGAAUAACAGAGCGAGUAUUCCAAAAUGGCGCCUAGCGUAACUUUAUUUUUGGUAUUGACAGUCGUUUGUUUAUUGCAAUCCGUUUCCCUCCAGAAUGACAUGACUGUUACAGAAUUUGCAGAACUCAAAGAAGUCCGCCAUCUUUCACAAAGCCUGCAGAUGCUGAAUACAACAAUGCUGAAAGAGAAAAAGGAACCAGUCAUGUUUUAUGCUGUAAUUAGAGAAAAGACAUUUACUUAUAACAUUGACACAAUACUUGUGUUCGAAACCGUGAUAGUGAAUGAAGGAGGGCUUUAUAAUAAAUACGAUGACGUGUUCGUGGCACCUCGGAAAGGGACGUACAUGUUUUCAUGGACUGUUUCGGGAACUGGUACCACCUACACAGUAACAGAGUUAGUAGUAGAAAACCAAGUCAUUUCUUCUGCUGGAGAGUAUCAUGGAGGAGCUGGACAUUCAUCUGGAUCAAUGACGGCACUUUGUGAUAUGAGCAAGGGGGAUCAUGCUUGGAUUCGUUCGACUGGAGCAUCAACCGCACAUAAUUUAUAUAGCCAUGAUAACUAUCCUCAGUCAUCAUUUCUUGGUUUUCUUUUACUGACUGAAUAAAAUCAGUCAUUAAUUGAAGAAAAAAGCUUCCAAAUAUAGAAAACAAAUUAAAUUGUUGUGAAUGCAAUAUUAACAUUGAUUUGGGACUUUUUAUACUGAAAUCAUACCAUCAAAAAUGCAUGCAGUAUUGUUCUUAGUGACUGGUUUUAGGUGAAGAAAAUAUACAAUAAAAUUGACAUUACUCAAUACUAUUAUA
Messenger RNA from Mytilus californianus (California mussel), 823 nucleotides. Its product is annotated as cerebellin-1-like. The record is from RefSeq and is a predicted model, not a curated record. The transcript has 2 exons. Bases 49 to 627 code for a protein of 192 amino acids. Gene Ontology annotation, molecular function: protein binding. NCBI's taxonomy places the organism in Eukaryota, Metazoa, Mollusca, Bivalvia, Mytilida, Mytilidae.